Neurospora tetraspora is the source of this 1252-nucleotide messenger RNA. RefSeq lists its product as uncharacterized. Gene Ontology annotation, molecular function: DNA-binding transcription factor activity, RNA polymerase II-specific; zinc ion binding. Bases 1 to 1086 code for a protein of 361 amino acids. The transcript has a single exon. Gene Ontology annotation, biological process: regulation of DNA-templated transcription. NCBI's taxonomy places the organism in Eukaryota, Fungi, Ascomycota, Sordariomycetes, Sordariales, Sordariaceae. The record is from RefSeq and is a predicted model, not a curated record.
AUGGGUCGACACGUUUGCUCGGAUAACUGCGAGCUGCAUAAGGUUUGUGUCGGAGAUGGAUGCGGGUGCCGUCGGCAGGACCGCCGGCCAACGGCCUGCUACGCAUGCAGGCUGGCAAAGACUGCCUGCCGACCAGCAGUGGGCGGAGGGGGAAUGUGUAAGCGUUGUCUCAAGAAGGGCAGCCUUCACCACUGCAACAGACGCGGUGGUGAGGGCAACCAAGGUGAGGGUGCGCCAGCCGGCCGUCGCGGCUCUCAAUAUCCGGUGGACUUUGGCCCCGAUGCCGGUGAGGCGCUACUGGCGGGCGGCAUGGCAGCACCCUCGCCAAUCAUCUUUCAACAACCGACGCCGCCGGAAUCAGUCCGGUCCGGCUCUAGUGAUCCGGCUCCCGUAUUGUUUCCGGGUCGCGUACCUCCACAUUUUCCUUCCGUUCCUGUUGCUCCGGCACCCGUCCCUUUUACUCCGGCAUUCGCCCCUUUCGCUCCGGCACCCAUCCCCGUUACUCCGGCACCUACUCCCGUUGUUCCGGUAUUCGCCCCUUUCCCUCCGGUACCCGCACCUAUUAUUCCGGCCCCCGCAUCCGUUAUUCCGGCACCCACCCCCAUUACUCCGGCAUUCGCUACUUUUGCCCCGGUACCCGCCCCAAACUGCAACUGCCUUUUGAGGUUGGCCCGGGCCAAAGAGGCGAUUAGUCAACAAUUGCCCGAGAAUAACCCAAUUCCUUUAGUCCCCGAUAUCCUUCAUGCCAAUUAUGAGGUAGUUAAUUCUCUAGCGCAGUUCGUCUCCUGUGACGAUUGCUACGGGCGCUAUAGGGGUAGCAGCCCGUAUAUUAUUGAAAUAUAUUCAGUAAUAACGAUUGGUGUGAAGGCGUUGGAGGAAGGUGUGUUGCUCGUCGCCUCGUUGUUAGCUCUCGGGGAGAAGCACAACACCCUGAGGGUGUUGACAUUUCUUGGAGCUUUCACGCGGCGAUGUGGCGGCUUCGGCCCUUGGGUGGAAGACCUCAAGGCCAAAAUUACCGAGUUAAGUGGUGCCAUUGAACAGGCACCACAACUAGCACUUCCGGAUGUGCUAGAGUUUCAGCAUUGAGCUCUAGCCUCCGUCUACGGCCACAUCAUCACCAUCAGCGUCUACUAAUGGCCCACUAGGUGGUUCCUUCCUCCAAAGGGAAACGAAACAGAAAAUGCGAUGUGAAAGUCCAGUCGCCAAACACAGGAAGGUGUCUGUGUGUGUGGAAGUCAAGUCUCUCUUAAAG